Chara braunii is the source of this 2436-nucleotide messenger RNA. The record is from the annotation of a GenBank genome assembly. Lineage: Eukaryota; Viridiplantae; Streptophyta; Charophyceae; Charales; Characeae.
ACAAAGACACCGCCGUCGUAGUAGACCGCACGGUUCCCGAGACCAUCAUGACCAUCGGAACCCUCCGCAGUCAGGUCUCGUUUGAUGUCAUGCACUUGAUGUGCGACCUCGUCUUAGGAACCCCAUGGCUGGACCGCUACAUGCCAUACGCAUUCCACCCCAACUUCCUUCGCCUCACCAACCCCCCCGCCACAACUAUUGACAUCCCCUAUCUCCCAUAUCCGACCUCCCAAGGCUCUGUCACCCCGCACCAAUUCCUCCACAUGGCUCGCCUAAACCCCGACUCCGCCUACUACUAUUUUGUCCUUGAUCGCGAAAGUCCCAAGGACUUACUCCCGACGGACAAACUCGAUCAAGCCCUGCCUGCCAACCCCGCCAUCACUUCAAUCCUCGACGAGUUCAGGGACAUCUUUCCCGAGUCCUUACCCGCUGGACUACCUCCGAAUCAUGACGUAUCGCAUACCAUCGAUUUGGAACCCGGACAUUCUCCACCUUGCCGCCCUCCAUACCAACUCUCUGUCCCCGAAGCCGAAGAAAUGAAACGGCAACUCGGUGAACUCCUUGAAAAAGGGUUCAUUAAGCCAAGUUCAUCCCCCUUCGGAACCAKCUGCCUUUUCGUCAAGAAAGGUSGAACUUCGRAACUCCGCAUGUGCACAGACUAYYGYGCCUUAAACCGGAUCACGAUCAAGAACAAGUACCCCCUACCUCGGAUUUCCGAGCUCCUUGAUCGUCUCCGUGGAGCCAAGUACUUUACCAAGAUCGACCUUCGUAGUGGYUUCCACCAGAUCCGUAUCCGCGAGGAGGACACUCACAAGACCGCCUUYCGCUCUCGGUUCGGGCACUACGAGUUCCUCGUGAUGCCAUUCRGACUCACCAAUGCCCCCGCYACCUUCCAAUCCACCAUGAACCACAUCUUCCGCAACCUCCUCAAAGUCUGUGUCGUUGUCUACCUUGAUGACAUCCUUGUCUUCAGCCCCACCUUCGAGUCCCACCUUCAGCACCUCCGCCAAGUCCUCGCGAUCCUCCGAGAGCAAAAAUUCUACGCCAAGCUCAGCAAAUGUAUGUUUACCGCUUCGAGCGUCGAAUACCUCGGCCAUAUUGUCUCCGCUAAAGGCAUCCGUAUGGACCCCUCGAAGGUCACAGCCCUCGUCGAGUACCCCCCACCCAAGACCCUCCUCCAACUCCAUUCCUUCCUUGGCCUUGCCAACUAUUACCGCCCAUUCAUUCGCAACUUUUUCGAGAUCUCUUACCCUCUCCACGAACUCACCCGCAAGGACGAGCCUUUCCAUUGGAACGAUCGCCGCCAACAAGCUUUCGACUUACUCAAGCAAACCAUCACCAUGGCCCCUAUCCUCAAGAUCGCCGACCCCACUCGCCAUUUCUAUGUCACCACUGACGCCUCCGACUUCGCCAUCGGAGCCUUGAGACUUUGGCGUGAGCACUUCGUCGAGCUUUCGGUGUGCCUGGUCCGAGUACGAAUCACGUGGGUAAGGGACGAAGACCAUCGCGAGUGGAGCGAGUACUUGGAGUGGCUGAUUACCGAGGCCUGGAGAACGGACGUGGAGGGCGAUCUUCUUGGAUUCCUGUUCGGAUCGGUGCGGCCCAGCCAUCGCCAGCCAAUCAUCCUAGAGCUUACGAUCCCACUCGUGCAGCUAGCCGACGAUCUUCCCCUAGAGAUCGUCUCGCAAAGUGACGAGAGCCCGGUCCCGCACGUUCUCACGCGGACCUUGGCGCCAUAUCUUCAGUGGUCAGCGUGCUUGGAGGAGUCGGUGAACAACCUUAACCCGCCAUCGCAGCGGGAUUAUCUGAGCCCACGAGAGAUUAUCGAUCCCGCCUACUUCCGGGAUCGAACGACCACCGAGGACGAGGCGAUAGAGGCAGAAGAAGAAACAGCCGAAGAAGAAGAAGAAGAGGACGACGAGGAAGAAACUCCCGAAGAGGGGAGUUACAGCGAGCACAACGAAGGGGAGCAAAGCGAGGAGGAGGAGGAGGAAAAAGAACAAAGCCCGAAGGAGGAAGAAGAAGAAGAUCAGGAGGAGCUAGAAGAGUCGGAGUGGGAAGGAUUUGAGGAGGAGGUGCGUGCGGAGGCUCGAGCACAGGCCCAAGCGCAGAAGAGGGAGGAGAUCGCGGCCGGAAAGCGACAACUAGGGUUUGCCAGCGCAGCAGGUCCGCCGACCAUCGACGAUACAGGGCGAGAUCCAGAGCUGCCCAAGCCUGAACAUGGGGACCCAGCUGCUGAGACUUCUGCCGCACCGGCAAGGCGGCGACGAAGUCGAUCCCCCUCCCCCUCCACCACCGACCGUCCACCAGUUCGAGCCCGUACUGAUGCGGGGCAUCGGGCUUCGUCCCCGGUCGUUAUCCCGCCGUCCCCUUGACCAUCUCACCCUCCGCCAGGCUACUACCCGCGUCAUCUUUCCCCGCAACCCCUUCCCCUUC